AUGGCCUCUGACAGCCGCAAGAGGUUUAUCAAAUACCAGAGGGCAGUCGAUGAGAGGCAGUUCUACAAUUUCUGUGAAUUAUUGCCUCUAGAAGUUGAUACUGAACUGCAGCUUGUCUUUAUCAUAAAUGAACUACAGGAAGUCUUACAUACAGAUGGCGACUGGCAGAAUUUGACGGGAAAAUACUACGCAGAGAAGUCGCUGUGGUUUUUUCAUCAUCAAAUUCUGCUCCCGGAAGUGGAAAAAUUUGUUGCUAGCAGUUUGGAAGAACAGGAUAUAGAAUUAGGUGUGACGAUUAUAGCCCAAUGGUUCCAGCCUAGAGCUGUCUUCACUAUUGAGGAUAUCAAGCAUGAGUUUGACAUGUUGGCCAUGUUGACAAAAGAAGCACUGAAAACAUUUAACCCUGAACACCCAGCUCUUUCCCAUAAAUCUGUGAUCGCAAUGAAAGGGAAGUCAUUGUGGAACCCAGAAAAAUGCAGGCAGGUUGUACAAGCACUUGAAAUGGUCAUUAAACCAUCUUUUAACAAGGGGUUUGAUUCUUACUACACCCCAACUAACUCGUAUAUCAACAUGGUUCUUAGCAAGAAAGAAGGAAUACCAAUCACUCUAUGUUUAACGGUGAUGUGUAUAGCAAAACGAUUAGGACUUCUUCUAGAGCCUGUCAACUUCCCCCAUCAUUUUAUACUCCGAUGGAUGGAGUUCCCUUCCAAAUUUGGCAUUGAGAGGUAUACAUUCAUCGAUGUCUUCGGCGGGAGAUACUCCUUAACUUUUCAAGACCUUGUUGAUAGCUUUUCUAUGCAGACUGCUCCUAUUGUAGAAGCUCACUGUCACCGGUGCACACACCAAGAAAUCCUGCAUCGGAUGCUGAGGAAUCUACUUAACCUCGGGGGACACCAACGCACAAAUAAUGGGCUUGACUUGUUGCACUACAGUGUGGAGCUGUCAAACUGGUUCAUACCCCAGGAUGUUGAGCUUGCAAUCCUGUCGGCACAGGUGUCGCUGCACUUGAAGAUCAAUAUCCCCAAGACAUUGAGCAGAAUUCAAGAGGCAGCUGGGUCAUUCAAUGCCCAUCACCAUGUACUUAUGGAUCUCCAGGACCAGUGUCAGCGUCUUCUGCUUCACCUUCAGCGUAUGAAAGACAAAGAGGUGUCUCCUAGGCCUCCGAAACAUAGACGGGAAAAUGUACAGGUGAUGUUUGCAGUGGGCAUGGUGAUGAAGCACAAAAAAUACAACUACCUGUGUGUCAUCAGAGGCUGGGAUGAGACCUGCCAGGCCAGCGAGCAAUGGAUCAAGCAGAUGAAUGUGGACAAAUGUGAGCGGGGCCGCAUGCAGCCGUUUUAUAAUGUCUGGGUCAUGGAUGGCAGUGACCGGUACGCUGCCGAGGAGAAUCUGGUCUUCACACAUGAAGCUGUGAUGAUUAAACAUCCAGAGGUUGGCCGAUUAUUUUCUGAAUUUACCGGUCGAUAUUACAUCCCGGGGCCACAGUUGGCUGCUGACUACCCCGACGACCUAAAAGUGACUCAUGAUUUGGUGACCAGAUUUUUUGAAGAUCAUUAG
Molecule: messenger RNA, 1557 nt
Organism: Candidula unifasciata
Lineage: Eukaryota; Metazoa; Mollusca; Gastropoda; Stylommatophora; Geomitridae
Source: the annotation of a GenBank genome assembly